This is a messenger RNA of Fulmarus glacialis (Northern fulmar), 168 nucleotides long. RefSeq names its product tachykinin, precursor 1 (gene TAC1). The record is from RefSeq and is a predicted model, not a curated record. The annotation marks the transcript as partial. NCBI's taxonomy places the organism in Eukaryota, Metazoa, Chordata, Aves, Procellariiformes, Procellariidae. Gene Ontology annotation, biological process: tachykinin receptor signaling pathway. The transcript is spliced from 3 exons.
GAGCUGCCGCUGCCCCUGGAGCACUUCCUGCAGAGGAUGGCCCGGAGACCCCGGCCCCAGCAGUUCUUCGGCCUCAUGGGCAAGCGGGAUGCCGGAUAUGGCCAGAUCUCUCACAAAAGAUCCUCUGAAAGGAGCAUAGCACAGAAUUACGAACGGAGGCGUAAAUGA